AUGGCAGGUCAGCCGAACAUGGAUGAAGACGUCGAACGAGCAGAUCCUGGACCUUCUAACCAGCGCGCAUAUCACGAUGGCCAACGCGAUGAGAAAGUCUGCGUCAUGACUCGAGAUAAUUCAGCAUUUGUAGCAGCCUGGAUGCAACGACUCCAGAUGCUCACGCUUAUAACAACAUUUCUCGCUUCGAUCGACGGAGAACUCUUCACCCGUACCUCCACACCGUCGCUAGAAACAGUUGAUGCAAGCAUGGCAUCCCAGGAACUUGUGUAUGCCUGUUUUACUGGUGCCCUCGUUUUCCAUGUUUGUGCUGCAAUCCUGGGAUAUGUGGCGUGUUUUGUUCUCAUUCGAUAUCAGAUCGUUGAUGCAGCUUCUUCCGAUGCAAAGGGCACCGAACCUUCUAAUCCUGGUUUGCAACACCCCGAGACCAUGCACAGAACGCAGCGUCUGCUUAUACCCAUUCCGCCUUUCGACGGCCCUCUUCAGAUGCCCUUCGGGCUCCAAGUUCUAUCCAGGAUGUCCACUCCCCCACUAGAUCUGCUGACUCGGUGCUACUAUACGACUUUGGCGCUGAGUAGCGCUGGUUUUAUCUUGGCACUUCUUGGUAUCACCGCUUAUGCAUGGGUGAUACUGCAGCAGACUGUUGGGAUCUUCACAACGGCUUGUCUUGGUGUUAGUAUCGUGGCAUGUGUGUGGGCAGUAAUGUGA
This is a messenger RNA of Suillus paluster, 708 nucleotides long. RefSeq lists its product as uncharacterized. The record is from RefSeq and is a predicted model, not a curated record. The transcript has 4 exons. NCBI's taxonomy places the organism in Eukaryota, Fungi, Basidiomycota, Agaricomycetes, Boletales, Suillaceae. Bases 1 to 708 code for a protein of 235 amino acids.